UUUAAGUAAAAUCAAGAAAUGAUACCUCUCUUUUUCAAGAAAACCAAUCCAAAGGCUUCUAAGAAAAAGGUGAAGUAGCAACCACAAGGCAAGAAACGAAAGUACCAACCAAUUAGAAGCAGCUCGCACCUAAACUAUUUUGAGUAAUCUUCAAGCUGAUUCUUCCUUUCCUCUUUCAACUUUCUUUACUCUCCCUUCUCAUUGAAAGCCGCCCCAAAAAGGAAAGAAUCAUCUCUCUUAUGGAAAAACACCAAGUCAUAUUUCCAUUGCUUGUCUUCUUUGUUAUUGCCCUUGGUUUUAUCUCCUUCUCUCUUUUCAUAGCUGCUGAAUUCAAGAAAUCAAAGAAGAAAGAUCUGAGACUAGAUGGGAAGUACUGUUACUUCCCUGGAAGCGCGGCGUUUGGAUUGGGAAUUGCAGCUUUAACAUGUUUAUUCAUUGCUCAAUUCAUUGGAAACUUGCUAAUAUGCAGAAAGUUGUUCUCAAGGGAUAAAACUGAAAACAGUUCCAAGGUUGAGAAGAAGUCCCUCAUUGCUGGCCUCUUUUUGGCACUUUCUUGGAUCAGCUUUGGAAUUGCUGUAAUUUUAAUAGGGGCAUCCACAAUCAUGAGCAGAAAUCAGCACUUUGGUGAAGGAUGGUUAGAUGGAGAAUGCUACAUAGUCAAAGAUGGUGUCUACACUGGCUCAGCAAUUUUGGUGUUGGUCACUUUAAGUUCAACUCUUGGUUCAGCCAUCAUGAAAAUAAGGAAGAGGAAUCAAGUUGAACAAGAUAGGAAAGUGCUUCAGCAAGUACUUCAAUAGAAAAGAUAGAAGAUUGGAAAUCAAAAAUCUCAAGGAGAUGGUGUACUACUUUGGAACAUUUUAAAGUUUUUCUGGAGGUAAAGGUGCUUCUUUUUCUUCUUGUUUUCUGACAAAAGAUCCAAAUUUAACUUUCUAUUAUACGAAAUAUUCCAAUUC
Molecule: messenger RNA, 953 nt
Organism: Nicotiana tabacum (common tobacco)
Lineage: Eukaryota; Viridiplantae; Streptophyta; Magnoliopsida; Solanales; Solanaceae
Product: protein MODIFYING WALL LIGNIN-1-like
Source: RefSeq, a predicted model, not a curated record